AAGUGUCCGGACUGGAAGGGGGUGAAAGUGUCCGGACAGGAAGGGGGUGAAAGUGUCCGGACUGGAAGGGGGGGGAAAGUGUCCGGACUGGAAGGGGAGGAAAGUGUCCGGACUGGAAGAGGAGGAAAGUGUCCCGGACUGGAAGGGGGUGAAAGUGUCCGGACUGGAAGGGGGUGAAAGUGUCUGGAGUGGAAGGG
Molecule: messenger RNA, 197 nt
Organism: Staurois parvus
Lineage: Eukaryota; Metazoa; Chordata; Amphibia; Anura; Ranidae
Source: the annotation of a GenBank genome assembly